GGAGGGAGGGAGAGAGUCUGACUCGAAGGCGACACACACUGAAGUGUCUUCAGGAGGGAACCCCGGCGGCUUUUCUUCCUGGACUCUCCUCAGACAGACGGGCAGCUCCUCUGAGAUGUGGGAUCAGGUUGUGUCGUCUCCCUAUGUGAAGUAUGGCGCAGUCCUCUCGCUGACAGCAGGCUGCCUUAUUUUGGUGCGGAAAUGGAUAGCUGGCGGCACAUGCAAAAGUAAAGCUCGCCUCGAUGGAAAGACAGCGUUGAUUACCGGAGCCAACACUGGCAUCGGAAAGGAAACAGCACGGGAUCUGGCUCGCAGAGGGGCUCGGGUGGUGAUGGCCUGCCGGGACCUGACGCGGGCUGAGAACGCUGCGGAGGAGAUCCAGCGAACCACAGGAAAUGGGAAUGUGGUCAUUCGACACCUGAACCUGGCUUCUCUUUAUUCUGUUCGUGAGUUUGCCAAAGACUUCUUAGCCACAGAGGAACGACUUGACAUCCUUGUCAACAAUGCAGGCGUGAUGAUGUGUCCUAAGUGGAUCACAGAGGAUGGCUACGAGACACAGCUGGCAGUCAAUCAUUUGGGUCACUUUCUGCUCACCAAUCUCCUGUUGGAUUUGCUUAAGAGCUCCACCCCCAGUCGUGUGGUUACUGUGUCCAGCAUUGCACAUGUUGGCGGAAAGGUUGACUUUGAUGAUAUGUUUUUUGACAAGCGGCCAUACAACUCUCUGGUCAGCUACAAACAGAGCAAGCUGGCCAAUGUGCUGUUCUCCAGGGAACUUGCUCGUCGGAUGAGAGGUACUGGGGUGACGUCUUAUAGCCUGCACCCUGGAGUGAUCCGCACAGAGCUGGGCCGCCAUGUGGAGUCUUGGCACCCGCUGCUGAAGACUGUACUCUCUCUCCCUUGCAUCCUGCUGAUGAAAACACCCUGGCAGGGCGCACAGACAACCAUCUACUGUGCUGUGACUGAGGGCCUAGAGAGCAAGUCUGGCUGCUACUUCAGUGACUGUGUUGAGAGGCAGCCGUCUCCAGAGGGUAAAGAUGAUGAAGUGGCUCGGAGACUGUGGGAGGAGAGUGCUCGGCUCGUGGGUUUGACUAAAGAACGUUAGUCUCUGCGUCAGAAGGCUUGUGCUCCACAAAGACGGAUGGAUCUGAUGCAGUUUCACUAUGGAAUGGAAUUUGAUGGGUACCACCGUCACACAUUAGUAUCCAGAAACCUAACAGUGGUUAAACUGCCUUGUGUUUAGUGAUGAACAGUUCUAUUUGUCCCCUAAAUCCCCUCUACUUACCAGGCCUGCUCGCUAUAUUUAAGACACUUUGGUUCAGUCAGGCCAAGUUAGCUACAUUUAGCUAUAGACUAAAAGGAUGUUGGAGGUGUUGUUGAUCUUCCACUGCUGAGGUAUAUCAUUUGCCUUUGGCUGCCUUAGUGAAAGUGACAGGGCUUGUAUUUAAAAUAGCUGCGCUGCUACCCGAAAAAGGCCAAACUGACCGUGUUUCAGCUGCAAUCCAAGUGCAGCUCAAAGAGUGAUGCAUCACUUUGUCACCCCUGCUGUGUGUCACACUCUUAACGCUUCUCCUCAUGGUUAUGGCUGCAGCCCACAUGCUUCCAAGCGUUGGCGUGAGAGAUCCGAAAAUAGGAGGACAACUCAAGUCACAGAAGUACUGGCGUCACCAGGGAAACUAGCAUGAUGCCCAUUUAUUCACAAAAAUGUACUAAUCUCAGGAAUUAAUGUUAUCCUUGACCAACUUUAUAUCUGAGCCUUUGAAAAAAGGGCUGUUUUGCACUAUUACUUUGCACUAAAAGGGCUAUUACUAAUAUCAGAGGGUCUCUACUUACUGCACUGUAUGUUUAUCUGCAAUAUGGCAUCUCUGUUUUUACAUGUUCAUGAGCUGCUGUGUACAGUUAACACUGUUACAUGUGUAGCCAUCACUGAUUUCUCAGGUGAGUGCUUUAAAACCCAUCUGAGCUCAUAUAAUGGAUAUUAGCGGUGGAGGAAGAAGAAACGAUGUAAUAACAUUCUGACAACAUUGUAAUUACUCUAUUAAAAGUGAUAAACAUUAAAACAUCUAUUUGAAUUAUUGUACUUAAGUAAAAAAAUGUAAAACUGCA
This is a messenger RNA of Pygocentrus nattereri (red-bellied piranha), 2103 nucleotides long. RefSeq names its product retinol dehydrogenase 13 (gene crdhl). Bases 116 to 1102 code for a protein of 328 amino acids. NCBI's taxonomy places the organism in Eukaryota, Metazoa, Chordata, Actinopteri, Characiformes, Serrasalmidae. The transcript is spliced from 7 exons. The record is from RefSeq and is a predicted model, not a curated record.